AUGUACACUCCUCCAGAGGCAGCUAGACCAUACACGCCAAACUCACCAUUGCAGCUACAUGCGCCACUCCCUAUGCGGGACGUCCCCUUCGCGCGUUCAAAGAAGCCACGGCGAAAAACUAGGUCUCAUACGGAGAGCCCUCCAGGGGGCGCCGAUACACCCCAUUAUGACUGGGAGCUAUGGAAGGACUGGCUGUUCCACCUCUAUAUCACCGAAAAUCACACCUUGGAAGAACUGUCGUUCGAGAUGUCUGCCAUGCACGGGUUUUCCCCCUCCUUAAGCACCUAUGCCAAGAAGUUUACGAGUAAGGACUGGGAGAAGUUCCGAAAGGACGCCAGCAAAACGAUGGGGAGAUUGACACACAAAACCAAACCUCACGGCGCCGACAUGCUAAGUCUUUGCCCCCAAGCGAUUUUGGGGGAGUUGGGGCUGUUUCUCUCUUUGAGAACGAAUGGACCCUCGGGUGCUAGACCGACCAUCGAACAGGAACCGGGGCUUCGGCAUGAGGAAAACGGAUGGAGUUUCACCGAUACCAAAUUCAAGGGUGUCGUUGACGACUCGGCAGCAUGGCAAUUCCUCUCAGAUCAAUGCUCAGGUUUCGCCAUCUCGGCCACCACAUCCGUCGCGCCGCGGUCCAUUUUCCUGUUCGCCGAGAUUCUUACGCAAUUGAGAACCCUGGCCGGAUCCCCAAAGACAUUGCGCGGCCCUUACUUUCUCGUUUGUCUCUACCACUUCAAAGCCACCAUCGGGCUGGGGUGUUGGAAGACGGCCCACUUGCUCGCCAAGAUUGUUGGAGAAGACCACUUGGAGGUGCUUGGACUGGGUGCCUACUGUACAAAGAACUGGGGGAGGUUUUCCCUCGACAAGAGCCGCCUCUCUUCCUGCUAUAAAUCUCUCAUGGACAACCUAGAGGCCAAGCAGAAUCCCAUGAGCAUCGAGCCAAGGAUCGCCGUUCUUUACAGCGUCACUCACGCUCUUUCAACUUCCGUGGACCAGACCAUGGCUGAGGAAGCAGCCAAGUCGGUGAAGCUGACUCAAAAGUUGUGCGAAGACGAAGCAAAAAUGGAACUCUACGCUUCACGUUGA
Messenger RNA from Parascedosporium putredinis, 1086 nucleotides. The record is from the annotation of a GenBank genome assembly. Lineage: Eukaryota; Fungi; Ascomycota; Sordariomycetes; Microascales; Microascaceae.